Necator americanus (New World hookworm) is the source of this 771-nucleotide messenger RNA. RefSeq lists its product as uncharacterized. NCBI's taxonomy places the organism in Eukaryota, Metazoa, Nematoda, Chromadorea, Rhabditida, Ancylostomatidae. Bases 1 to 771 code for a protein of 256 amino acids. The record is from RefSeq and is a predicted model, not a curated record. The transcript has 8 exons.
AUGAUCCUAAAACUGAACCACGGUUUGUGCGUUGACGAAGCGCUGUACAAAAUUAACGCUCUUCGCUUUUUGAGUCCUCUUUUCGCGACGCCUUGUUGGCAAAUUUCCAUUUCAUACCAACGCUGCAAUAAUCUUGGUGCGUCCAAAAUGUAUUGCCUCACAGCUGUUUUGUCGCUUACCGUUCUCAGUGCAAUUGCCACAAGAGUACAGGUAAAAAUCAAACCUUCAAGUGCUUGCGGUAAUGUGCAUACAAGAUCAGAUUCUCGACUCAUUAUCGACUAUAUUUCGAUCUUCCAUACGGAUAGUAAAAAAAAGAUUUUAAGUGCUGCAAUCUUGCCUGUAUCAAAAACAUUGGAAGGUGAAAUACUCUUGGACGUCGAGUAUCGCUCACACAAUGGGCGUAUAAAAGGUGAUGUUCUCAAAUACGAUUCAAAAGGCAAGUAUCAUCUGAUUUUGAAUGUUCGAGCCAAUGAAAUCUCAAGUGAAAACGGAAUAUUCUAUUGGUAUACAAGAAAAGUAAUGAAUUGGCAAGAUUCUCGACGUACGUAUAUCAAUUAUGAUGAGUCAUUAUUCCACAAAUCACCAUUUUUACCUGGCGAAAUAAAAGUGCAUGUUAACGGGAACCUUGUGAUAAACAGGAAUGAUGAUUCAAAACGAUGCUUUAAUGCAUAUGCAUGGAUUCCGGAUCAUGGAAUUUAUCUUCUAAACCAGAGAGAUGAAUGGACUUAUAUGUUCUACUAUCCGCACUACUUCCCUCAAUAUUUGUCAUAA